AUGGCUAUGAUGGGAGUACAGGUUCUUGAAGCAGGAGUAGCUAUUUUUUCUGCAGCAGCAUUUUCACGAGGAUUAAGUCCUGAAAUCCUUUCAGUCUACAGGCAGGCCACUGCAGCCUUGGUCAUAGCACCAAUGGCUUAUUUCUCUAGAAGGAGAGCGUCCAGUACAAUUUCUCUGGGACUAAAAGAAUUUGUAUUGUUAUAUAUAGCUGCUUUGCUUGGCCCAACAAUCAACCCAAUUGCCUUGUUUGAAGGCAUCUCCUUAUCUUCUUCAACAAUGUCAAGCACAAUGUCUAAUUUAGUACCUGGACUCACUUUUGUGUUUACAGCAGCUAUAGGUUUGGAGAAAGUUAAUAUCCGCAGCUUGAGAAGUAACGCGAAGAUAAUAGGGACAGUUAUCAGUGUUAGUGGAGCCAUGUCCAUGGCAUUGCUCAAAGGGCCAAAACUACUUAACGAAGGAAUCGUAGCAACAAAAUCUUCCAGUGGCUCUAGUGGUGAGACUUGGCUGCUGGGUUCACUCAUCCUUUUAGGAAACAGUAGUUGCUGGGCAAUUUGGACCAUAAUGCAGGUCCCAAUAUCAGCAAGAUGUCCUGAUCCCUUACUCUCUACUGCUUGGAUGUGUUUCUUUGGAUCCAUACAAACAACAGCAGUUACCAUCUUCUUAAAGACAGAUCCACAAGCAUGGAAACCACAUUCAAAUCUUGAAACCUACGAUGCUACGAUGACCAAGGGGAUUGCUUCUGCAAGCAUCAUUGUUCUUCAAGCCAGGUGCAUUGCACGAAGGGGUCCGCUCUUCUCAGCAAUGUUCAGCCCCCUGUGUUCUGUUAUUGUGACCACCUUAGCUGCUAUCUUUCAAAAAGAAAUGGUUUACACGGCAAGCCGAACCUUAUCUCCUGAUCCAAGCCUGUCACGUUCUGAUAACUCGCCUGCCCUCAGAUCUCUUUCUAUUUGUACGUACGUUGUUGCCAUUGGGAAUCUAGUCCCCAAGCUAAACUAA
This is a messenger RNA of Populus euphratica (Euphrates poplar), 996 nucleotides long. Its product is annotated as WAT1-related protein At4g30420-like. The record is from RefSeq and is a predicted model, not a curated record. Gene Ontology annotation, molecular function: transmembrane transporter activity. Bases 1 to 996 code for a protein of 331 amino acids. NCBI's taxonomy places the organism in Eukaryota, Viridiplantae, Streptophyta, Magnoliopsida, Malpighiales, Salicaceae. Gene Ontology annotation, cellular component: membrane. The transcript has 7 exons.